AUGAAGCUCGUUGCAGUCCUCGCCACCAUCCUCAGCGUCGCCUCCGCCGUCGCUAUCCCAGUCGAGCUCCAGGAACGCCAAUGCCUUAACAACGGAUCUUUCUGUACACUGCCUGGAGGCAAUUUGCAAUGCUGCACGGGAUUCUGCCACGGUAAGUAG
Bipolaris oryzae ATCC 44560 is the source of this 159-nucleotide messenger RNA. RefSeq lists its product as uncharacterized. Bases 1 to 159 code for a protein of 52 amino acids. The record is from RefSeq and is a predicted model, not a curated record. NCBI's taxonomy places the organism in Eukaryota, Fungi, Ascomycota, Dothideomycetes, Pleosporales, Pleosporaceae. The transcript has 2 exons.